This is a messenger RNA of Abrus precatorius (Indian licorice), 747 nucleotides long. RefSeq names its product dof zinc finger protein DOF1.4-like. Gene Ontology annotation, molecular function: DNA-binding transcription factor activity; DNA binding. The record is from RefSeq and is a predicted model, not a curated record. Gene Ontology annotation, biological process: regulation of DNA-templated transcription. Bases 1 to 747 code for a protein of 248 amino acids. Lineage: Eukaryota; Viridiplantae; Streptophyta; Magnoliopsida; Fabales; Fabaceae. The transcript has a single exon.
AUGGAACAAGGGGAAGGGAGUGUUAAGAAUAGACAACCUCAGCGAGCAGCACCAGCACCAGCACAACAACCUCAGCAGCAUCAGAAAUGUCCACGCUGCGAUUCUUUGAACACAAAGUUCUGCUAUUUCAACAACUAUAGCUUGUCACAGCCUCGCCACUUCUGCAAAUCGUGUAAGAGGUACUGGACACAAGGUGGAACCUUCCGGAACAUUCCAAUUGGUGGCACUUCCCGUAAGGGGAAACGUGCCAAAAUUUCUUCAUCUUCCAUUUCACAAACUCAACCUCAGCCAAAUUUGACAACGUUGACUAGGCCUUCUCCACCACCCACUUUGGUUCAGUCAACCACUACCCCGAAUUAUCAACUUGGCCUUGGUGGGUACUUGUCUUCUCUCACUGCCAGUGAUGUUACGGGUUCUUCUAAUUCGCCUCUUCUAUCUGGCUUCUAUCAGAUGGCAAACAGAGAUAGGGUGAACUCUCUGUAUCGUGCACCACAAGGUUUCAUUCCAGUUCCAUCAAGCGUGGCUAGUAACAUUGCUGUUAAUUCUCAUUCUCAUAAUUGGUCACAAAGAUUGCUCAAUAAUGCUACAAACCAAAGGACUAGUUCUGAUGCCUCUUUGUGGAGUACUGUCAAACCCACUUCCAUCAGUGGUAACUCUGAUCAGAAUAAUAUCAGAGGUGGUUCUUCUUCUUUCAACCCGAGUCUUUACCCCGAUCUACCUGGGUAUGGGAUUGGGCCUCCUCAAUAA